This is a messenger RNA of Adineta steineri, 909 nucleotides long. The record is from the annotation of a GenBank genome assembly. NCBI's taxonomy places the organism in Eukaryota, Metazoa, Rotifera, Eurotatoria, Adinetida, Adinetidae.
AUGCAAUCAUCAUUGUCCAGUUUAAUAGCUAUAAUGAAUUCAGUUAUAUAUUAUUUGUAUGAAAUUGGUGGUCCAGUUUUAAUGGUUAUUGGUACUGUUGGUUGUACGAUCAAUCUAAUUGUUUUUUCACAAAAAUCUCUUCGAAAAAAUCCAUGUUCAAUCUAUUUUAUUGCAUUUAAUAUUGCAAAUUUUUUCUAUAUAUACUCGUCAUUAUUAGCUUUAAUACUUAGUGCAGGAUAUAAUGUUAAUCCAAGUGUAUACAAUUUAAUUAUUUGUCGUUUACGUUUAUAUGCAUCACUAUUAUUUGAUUGUUUAAGUGCAUUUUAUUUAAUUUUAGCUUCUAUUGAUCGAGUUUUUAUUACUUCUCGGAAUGUUCGUUAUGCUUAUAAAGUUGUUAUUAUUGGAACAUUAUUUUGGAUUGUGUUUCAUAGUCAUGUAUUGAUUUUCUCGGAUAUUAUACAAAUUCAUUAUAAUUAUUUUCUUUGUUAUUAUCAGCUGGGUGAUUAUCUUAGUUUCAUAGGUUAUUAUUCAAUUAUAAAAGAAAUUACAACACUUUUAUUAUUGACAAUAUAUGGAUUAUGGUCGAUGGCAAACAUUCGAAAUACAUGUUGUAGUGUUGUACUCGCAAAUCCAAAAUCUAAUUCGCCAAAGGAUCGACAAUUUAGCUUUAUGUUAUUUAUAAAUGUUAUUAUUCAUGGUUUAUUUAGUCUCGUAUUUGCGAUCUUUCUUAUAUACCAACAAAUAACACAAAAUCAAGUGAAAAGUAUUGAACAACAACAGAUUGAAGUUAUUAUUAGAAAUCUAUGUCUAUUUAAUACUAAUAUUUCAGUUUGUAUCAGUUGUUAUACAAAUUUACUUGUAUCAAAAAAAUUUCGAAAUGAAGCGAAAAAAAUUCGUUUAUGUAAAUGA